GAGGCAACACAUUUAUUUUGAUUAUGAUGACGUGGAAGAAGUCAUGCGGUGCGAAUCGUCACCCACACAACAACAAUAUCUACGCAUCGAAAGUGACAAUAACACUUAUGUUUGGAUUCAGAUCUAAGAGUGUGAAUGGUGAGGCAGAUCGUUAGCAGAUGUCCUGCACAUUAGUAUUUUUUGUACUGCCACAGCCAAUCACAGUUUUUAACUUUUCCAGAAAAGAAAAGCAGGAGACCUGCCCAAUGGUAACUUUUUUUGUCUUUAUCUAUGUAAAAGCAGAUGAUCUGCAUGUCCUUCUACCCUCUCAACUUUUGAUGCAGUUCACGGAUUCCACCAUUUUUUCAUCCAAUAGAAUUUUUUAAUAAAAUUAAAUUAAUUCUGAAAAUAUUAAUAAUUCAGGAAGAUGAUGCUGCGUGUCUUCAGUUACUACGAAUGUCUCUUGGUAUUUUCAGAUCUUUAUGUGUCAUAUUGGAAUCAAAAUAUGGUUUACAUCCCACUCUUAAUGUUAGCAUUGAAGAGAGUGUGGCAAUGUUUUUGCGAAUUUGUGGGCACAAUGAAGUUCAAAGAGAUGUUGGAUUACGGUUUGGACGGACACAAGAGACAGUGAAUAGAAAAUUUUUUGAAGUUCUUAGGGCGACAGAGUUACUUGCUUGUGAUUAUGUUAAGACUCCAACAAGACGAGAACUACUUCGAAUUCCUGAAAGGCUGCAAAUGGACAGAAGAUAUUGGCCAUAUUUUAGUGGAUUUGUAGGAGCUGUGGAUGGAGUUCAUGUAUGUGUUAAAGUGAAGCCUGAACUACAAGGAAUGUACUGGAAUCGACAUGAUAGGACAUCAUUUAACAUCAUGGCGAUAUGUGAUCUCAAUAUGUUGUUUACAUAUGUUUGGAAUGGAGCACCCGGAUCAUGUCACGAUACAGCAGUUCUCACGAUGGCACAAGACGGUGAUUCUGAUUUUCCUUUGCCUCCAGGAGACAAGUAUUAUGUAGCUGAUUCUGGGUAUCCGAAUAAGCAAGGUUUUUUGGCUCCAUAUAGAUCUUCUCGGAAUGGUGUUAUUAGGUAUCACAUGUCUCAUUUCAACAAUGGUCCUCCUCCUAAGAAUAAACAAGAACUGUUUAAUCGAUGUCAUGCAUCUCUACGUUCCGUUAUUGAAAGGACAUUUGGAGUUUGGAAGAAGAAAUGGAGGAUUUUGAGUGAAUUUCCGAGAUAUGAUAUCGCAGUUCAAAAAAGAGUGGUAAGUGCUAAAAUGGGAUUGCAUAAUUUUAUCAGAAUUUCAAAUUAUUUUGAUGAAGAUUUUGUUGAAGAAAUGAGACAUACAAAUACCAGCAACGAAGAUUCUGAAAAUGAAAUAAGUGACAUGGAGACAACAAAUAUGGCUGAUGGAGAUCAUAUGACAAACAUUAGAGACAACAUUGCCGAUAUGUUAUGGGCAAAUCAUUAAAUUAUUUUACCUUUGUUUAUGUAUUUUUUAUUAUGUGUUUUGAUAUUUUGGUGUAAUCUUUAUUGUUUCAAUAUAUGAUCUGCACUUUUGAACUGCUUUUGCCAUUCAUAACUUUGAAACAUAACUUGUUCUGCUUGAUCU
Brassica napus (rape) is the source of this 1581-nucleotide messenger RNA. Its product is annotated as protein ALP1-like. Bases 436 to 1440 code for a protein of 334 amino acids. NCBI's taxonomy places the organism in Eukaryota, Viridiplantae, Streptophyta, Magnoliopsida, Brassicales, Brassicaceae. The transcript has a single exon. The record is from RefSeq and is a predicted model, not a curated record.